UUAGAAUAUAUAGCUCUUUAACUGCCCCUUUUUAACAGCUGUGCCUUGGAAGAGUUGACCAAUUUGUGGUUGAAAAUUUUACAGUAAAUUAAAAAAGCCUGAAAAUUCACUUUGUGCUUUCCCACUGCAUGUUGUUCUCUCUGUAUGCACCUCUCUGUACCUCUUCAUUUUUUCAUACAUCUUAUUCUGAAAAUUUCCAUAACGGUUACUGAUAUUUGAGAUUAAUGAAUGUUUCUUUAAGUGAUCUCCUAAGUGGCUUCAAAAACAAUCGCUGAUUUAGUGUAUAAUCUAUAGCUUUAUAUCACAAUUCAAUUAAAUAGGUGGAACUUUUUCUUAUUUUGCAAAAAUACACUGGAAACUUAGAAACUAGGUCUUAAAAACCUGCGUAAAUCUGAGACCAGAAAGUCUUCUCACAGCCAACCAAGUAAUAUGAAGAAUAAACUCAGGAGCUGAUGUUGAUCUGGUGACAGGCAAUGGAAAGAGUUAACUGCAGUUCCUAGAGAAGGCUCCAGACUGCCGGCUUGUGGUGAAUGUAGCAACACUGAUGUAGGAAUGGUCUAAAGACACAGAUUCGCCAUAGUAUGCAGUCUGAAGUGUUCACAUGUGAAAGAACAUGGUCAUUUGGCAAGAUAAAUACUAGGAAGGUUUGUGCAAGGCAUCUUGACAGAAAGAAACAAAAAUGUUUUCUAUUUAACUUCAGAAGAGUAUUUUUUUUCUGUGUUUUUUCCCAUUUACGCCUUUAUAAACUUGUUUAUUCACAGUAUCUGAAACAGAUAACAUAUUUAUUUGCAUGUGUAACUGAAACUGGUAUGAAUUAAAAGUGAUAUGACAUUAAAUGAAUAUAACAAAGAGACUUCUUAGUCCAGUCUCUGGAGCAGACUUCCAGUACGUGGGUCAUAGAGUCAUAGAAUAGUUAGCAUUGGAAAGGAACCUUAAGAUCAUCUAUUUCCAAUCCCAUGCUAUGGGCAGGGAUACCUUACCCUACAGCCUGUUACGUUUUGUAGAUUAUUGUAAAGCUAAGAGAGCAUGCUCCUAAAGAAACUUGAGUUCUCUGAAGAACAGGUGUUACAGGUUCAGAGAAGAAGGAAAUGUCACUGCAAUAACCGUAAGUAUCCAACUUUCUGUCAUUCUCAAUAUUGGUGUGUGCACUAAACUCGGAAGGCUCCCAGGGAGGGUAUAAUAAGAGUUUAAAACCAGUUGGAAACUAGAUUAAAAUCUUGUAUCCCUUCCUAGUGUGACAGAACUUAAAAUGUGCCUUAAAUAUACCUAUUUCUCUGUUAAUAUUAUGUGAUUAUUGUAGAUGUUUAGCUGAUGCAGACAGAGCUUUGUGUUCCGACGUUCCAAAGUCUCUUCAGCCACUGAGUCACAUUUUAAUCUGAUUUUUUUGCUACCUUCCAUCCAUUUCUUUCUUGAUAGUAAAGGUAACACAGAUACUGCAUUCAUAAGUCAAUGUAGUUCUGUCUUUUUGAAUUUAUAUACCUUUGGAAACAUUAAAUGUUACAAUGGCAUAUUGAUACUACCAGUGCUAACCAUUUUUCUGCUCUUUAUCUCCAAACCUGCUCUGAUAAGCUUAUUUUCCUUACUGAAUCACUCAAACCUUUCGCUUCACCUCUAGCAACUUCAUCAUCAGUGGUGCGUUUUCCAUAUGAAAUCAUGAAGACAAAAACUAUAUCAAGAAGUAAUAGUUUUUAAGUCAAGCACAAAGAAUUGCUGCCUUUUGUAUAAGCUGAGGUAAUAUAGUUAAAAUGAUCUCUUUUCUUCUUUGUAUAGACUGCAGCCUUUUCCAGGACGCUAUCUAGACACAGCCAACUUGAUCAAAACCUCAAAAUAGAGAUCAGAAGUACUAAAUUUGGAUGUUGAAUUCAGUAUCAGAGUGAUAUUAUUUCUAAGAACACUUAACAAAGGCUAGUAGUUACAUAUUUAGCAUACAUACCCUAUUAACUUCAGUAGGCACUUGGCUCUGCUUAUCAGAUCCAAGGUGUCAAGUUGGGUGCUCAUAUAAAGAACGAGCAAUUACACAGUAGUUGUGAGCAACUUUAAGCAGCAUUCACUGCCAAAACCAUGAUGCCUUUGUACUUUUACAUAAUUAUCUCAUUUGUUACAAACACAAUUGGGUCUAAUCUCUUUAUAGUCCUGGAUUUAUAGCACGUCAGAGGUGUACACUGUUGGUUUUUGACUUGGAAUUGAGCAUAUGAUAGCAUGUUCACAGGACUUACUCAUACUUGCCCUUCAUGUGCAGCAAGUAUGGUGCUGGAAUAUGUCUUUCAGGAAUGCUCAGUUUGAAGUUCCUGUUCUAGCAUUUUUUGAGCUUAUUGAGAUUCUGUCUGCAUUAUGAAGCCAAAUUAUGUAUCAGAACUGAUCUACUUAUGUGUGAGCUUGGAAGAUCUUUUUUCUUUUUUUUUUUUUUAGCCAGCAUCAAGCACUGACUGAAGUGGUAAACGUGGCUGAGAUAAAGCAAAGAAAACAUGUAGAGCUCAUUACUGUUUGUUAAAUGAUACAUAUGAGUUGGGUCUUUGAACAGAGGAAGCUACAGGCUGUGUCCAGUUCUCCUGUUUCGGGUUUUUUUGUGGAUGUCAUGUAUUGUGUCUUGCUUCUGACUUAAUCACUCUGUUCUUCCUCCCCUGAUUUUGAUGUUACCUUGCUAUGUAGUCUUUCCCCAUGUAAAUGAGGUUUUAGUUCUGAAUGGGCCCAUCUAUUUGGGGAUUUCUUUUGCAGUAAAUGACUAGGGAUUCUAACAGCAAAGCUUACUCUGUUGCAUACUGCCUUAAUCAUCUGCAGACCAGGUUUGUUCUUUAGAAUGAAUGAGGAUGAGGUAGUAAAGUAAUUAAGACUGGAUUUGUGUCUCAUUGGUGAUUGAAUUUUAACUUAAUUAUACUAAGGCUAAAGUAUUAACUCAUGGUAAACAUUGGAGAUUGUUUCUUGGAGAUACAUAUUUGUGAGUGACCUAACUAGGAAAACAACUUCAUUCUGAGUUUAUACUUCAUCAUAUUACACUUGCAACCUUUGUUAUUGACAGCAAGGAAUUGAGAAUAGAGAAAUCUCUCAAACAGAUUUAAUAAAUAAAAUAAGCCUUAUCUAUUGUUCAACUUCAUGAAGGUGGUAACUUUUCUUGGAUUGGAUGAAGGCUGUGUAGGGGGUCUUUUCCAGUGAAGAGGAAAGGAUCAGGAAAUAGAAAAGGAUUAUCUGAAAGAGUAAUAAUUAAUUUGCAGUAAUGUUGUUUUCAUGGGUUAUGCUGGCUUAAGCAGUUACCUGUGUUUGUACUAAAUUAAUCAAUACCUGAUGAGGAUAACCAAAGGGAGAAACUGGAAGUACAAAUACUGAAAUGGAUGUUUGAUUUGAGAAAAAUAUUGUGAUACUUGUAUAGAGAGCACUUUGGUUUCCCCUCACUGUGGCUGCCUUUGGCAAAAAUUUUCAAUUCACAUAGCUGCUUUUAUUUGUUGCAUUAACUUUUUAUAAAUUCAGUCUUUAUCUGCUGCUAAGGUUUUGUCAGCGCGUCUUGCAUAAAAAGAAGUGAAAAUCCAAUGUAAAUUGUUUAGAUGCAGUGUUUUGUAAUUCUUUGGUAGGCAAGCAUGAUAUUUUUAGAGCUUUUCACAUAACAAUUAUUGUUCUGCUUCUUGAUUCCUACCCAUUACCCCUGACAUUUUGUCUUUGCCUAUAACUCAUAUCAGUUUGUUAUGCUAUGUAAAUUGACAGACAUUCCAAUUCUGAACAUGCAGCUUCUCCUGUCAGCUAAACUAAUGAUGGUGAAUAACUAGGGAUGCUGAACAGGCACUGGAUUUAUUUUCCUGAUGCCUCCCUGGUGCUGGCAGUCGUUUUCAUCUGAUUGUACAGGGAGGCAGUCCUGGGAGCUAAACAGAAACUUGGUGACUUGUUAAUGAAGGGUUAUGCUGAUGGCAGGUACCGUUUGGCAGGAAUAGCCUCCCAUAAAGACCUUUGCAGGUGGAGUUACUAUGCAGAACACAAUAAAGGUGCCAAACUGUAAACACUAGGAAUUGAAUAAUUAAUGCCAAAGAGGCAAUGACAGGAGAGAAGGGGAAUACUGUUCCCUUAUUUAUGGCUUUCUGCUCUUCUGUAAACAGCAACGUUAUUACACAUAAGAGUGCAAAUAACUCUGCUCCAGGGGUUUAUGUGUGAUAAAAUAAUCUCCAGUAGAUAGCAGUUUUGCUAUUUAGAAGAUCUGCAGGUGAGUAUAUGGGCAAGUUUCGUGCUUUUGUUGCAGCAUUUUGUAAUUUGGGCAUUGUGUUGAACUGUAGUUUACAUAUGCUUUCAUGUAUAUCCUAAUACUGAAGGUUUUCAUUGUUUAUUUUUUUAAAUCUUUGCAGUGUCCAUAGGGGUGAGCUCAAGCUUUGCAUUGCAUUAUACAACACUGAGGAGCACAUCUGGUUGACAGCAUCUUGUAACUGCAAAAUCCCAAAUGUACAUGAUGCUAAAAGGAUUCAAGCUAGAUAGUGGAAGGGUAAGUAAGGCAGGAAGUAAGUUUCCUGUCAGUUGUGUAUCUCAGUGAUGUGCUUAACAUAUCUUUCUGUCUGCAAGUGACAGUCUACGUACCUCUUCUUGCAGUAGGUGACUCCAAGAAGUAAUUGCCACAAAUGCUUAUAUGGAAAUGGGGUGAGGGCUUUGUGUAGCAGCUGUACAGCUUGAAGACCACUCUGUCAAAUGAUCUUUAGGUAUUAUCUAUAGAUAACAUUCCAUAGGACUGCUUUGCAGAUGCAGCUCACAGAGUUAUUUCUUAGCAAGCACAAUGAUGUUGCUUGAGUUCUUGUGGAGCUCUGAUGAUAAAAAGGCCCUGUCUUUAUCAGUACCAUAAAAGGCAUUGACACAGCCUGCAGUCUAUUUUAAAACUCCUCUUUCAGUGAAGACCCUUUGUUUGAAUUAACAGGAGCUGGUUUUGGAGGCCUAAAAGGUCAUCUUAUAGAAACACUUUGAUUCUGAGGAUGAGAAAGAUGGCACGUGUAGGAAGUAAGAGUGAGGCUAUGAGGCAAAGAUCGUCAGUUCAUUAGCAGCUGGUCAACAUGGAUAAACACUGAUAAUCACCCUUUUGUCAUAAUAUGGCUAAAAGUCCAGGAUCAGAGGAAUGAAAAGGAAAAUGCAGACUAUUCUUUCUAACCAGAGAACAAGGGAAAUAUUUAGUAAAUGUGUAAGGGUAAAAAGCACUAACACUUUUCUUUCAUAUUAGAAGCCAAAAUGUUGAUCUCUGUUCUGGAAUUGUCAUCUAGGACUUUGGACCAUAUAUCCCACUCAGUUUAGUAUGAAAAAGAAGUCAGCCUUUCUGCCAAAGUACCCGUGAUAACUAGGAGAUUGAUCAGUGAUACAUAGAUUUGUCUUUAUAUAGAGUAGUUCACAAAGAUGAGCUGAGAGAUGGAGAGACACUACACCGCCUCACAGAGUGAAGAUAAACAGCUGUGAUUUUGUUUGUCAACAUACUGCUCUUAUGUGUGUUUUGGCAGGGUUGCAGCAUCUUUUCCACAGUGCAUGCUGUCCUGGGUUCUGUGAGGUUUGGGAACAGCCCUUCCUUUGAGAAGAACCAGCCUUGCAGAGUCAUGCCUGUGAAUACUUCACCAGUGCCAUAUAUCACAAUUGAUGAGGUAAACAUUACCAAAUGAGGAGAAAAGGAAGAUGUCAUCGGGUAUCGGCAGCAAGGCAUUCUUCUUCCCCAUGCAGUAUUAAGCACUCCCCCACGCGAGAAACCUUGACAUACGCUCAAGCUCAAAGAAUGGUUGAAAUAGAAAUUGAAGGUCGCCUGCAUAGGAUCAGUAUCUUUGAUCCUUUAGAGAUAAUAUUAGAAGAUGAUCUUACAGCCCAGGAGAUGAGUGAAUGCAACAGCAAUAAAGAAAAUAGUGAAAGACCACCGGUAUGUCUAAGAAGCAAACGGCAUAAAAAUAACAAAGUGAAAAAGAAAAAUGAAGCUCUCCCGAGCUCACAUGGUAUACCUGCUACAACAACUCCUCUUCCAGAACCAAAAGUACGGAUUGUUGAGUACAGCCCCCCUUCGGCUCCACGGAGACCUCCAGUUUAUUACAAAUUCAUUGAGAAGUCAGCAGAAGAACUUGAUAAUGAAGUUGAGUAUGACAUGGAUGAAGAAGAUUAUGCGUGGUUAGAAAUAAUAAAUGAGAAGCGGAAAAGUGAUGGAGUGUCAGUUGUUUCACAAAAUAUGUUUGAAUUCCUUAUGGAUAGGUUUGAAAAAGAGUCUUAUUGUGAGAACCAAAAACAGGGUGAUCAUCAAUCUUUAAUUGAUGAAGAUGCGGUGUGUUGUAUAUGCAUGGAUGGUGAAUGUCAGAACAGCAAUGUAAUCCUUUUUUGUGAUAUGUGUAAUUUAGCAGUACAUCAGGAAUGCUAUGGGGUGCCAUAUAUACCUGAGGGCCAGUGGCUCUGCAGACACUGUCUGCAGUCCCGUUCUCGGCCUGUAGACUGUGUGCUGUGCCCAAACAAGGGAGGUGCCUUUAAAAAGACAGAUGAUGAUCGUUGGGGACAUGUGGUGUGUGCUUUGUGGAUUCCAGAGGUUGGAUUUGCCAAUACAGUUUUUAUUGAGCCAAUUGAUGGUGUCAGGAACAUUCCCCCAGCCAGAUGGAAGUUAACGUGCUACCUCUGUAAACAGAAAGGUGUUGGUGCCUGCAUCCAGUGCCACAAAGCAAACUGCUAUACUGCAUUCCAUGUGACGUGUGCUCAAAAGGCCGGUCUAUAUAUGAAAAUGGAACCUGUGAAAGAACUAACUGGCAGUGGGACAACAUUCUCUGUAAAAAAGACUGCCUAUUGUGAUGUACAUACUCCACCAGGUUGCACACGGAGACCUCUAAAUAUUUAUGGAGAAGCUGAAAUAAAAAAUGGUGUUUGUAGAAAGGAGGGAUCUGUCAGAACUGCUAGGUCUACAUCAAAAGUCAGAAAAAAGACAAAAAAAGCCAAGAAAACUGUGGUUGAACCCUGUACAGUUAUGCCAACGGUAUCUGCUCCUUAUAUACCCCCCCAGAGAUUAAAUAAGAUUAUGAAUCAGGUGGCCAUUCAGCGGAAGAAGCAAUUUGUUGAACGAGUGCACAGUUACUGGUUGCUUAAAAGACUGUCUAGGAAUGGUGUUCCUCUCUUGAGAAGGCUGCAGUCCAGUUUACAGUCACAAAGAAACACACAACAGAGAGAAGAUGAUGAAGAAAUGCAAGCCUUAAAAGAAAAAUUGAAGUACUGGCAAAGGCUGCGCCAUGAUCUUGAAAGAGCACGUUUGUUGAUUGAACUUAUACGUAAGCGUGAAAAAUUAAAAAGAGAACAGGUCAAGAUUGAGCAGGUUGCUAUGGAACUUCAGCUUACUCCAUUUACUGUACUUUUGCGAUCAGUUCUGGAUCAGCUGCAGGAAAAGGAUUCUGCUCGGAUAUUUGCUCAGCCAGUGAACCUUAAGGAGGUUCCAGACUAUUUGGAUCAUAUUAAACAUCCUAUGGAUUUCUCUACCAUGCGAAAACGGUUAGAGGCUCAAGGCUAUAAAAACCUCAGUGAGUUUGAAGAAGACUUCAAUCUUAUCAUAGAUAACUGUAUGAAAUACAAUGCAAAAGAUACAAUAUUUUAUAGAGCGGCAGUGCGGUUACGAGAUCAAGGAGGUGUAGUUCUCAGGCAAGCUAGGCGAGAUGCUGAAGGAAUUGGUUAUAAUCAUGAAACUGGAAUGCACUUACCUGAACGGCCUAAACUUGAGUCACCCCAGCCUUUCUCUUGGGAAGAUGUGGAUAGGUUACUGAAUCCGGCAAACAGAGUGCAUAUGUCCUUGGAAGAACAGCUGAGAGAGUUGCUAGAAAAACUUGAUCUGACCUGUGCAAUGAAAUCCAGUGGCUCGAGGAGCAAAAGAGCAAAGCUGUUAAAGAAAGAAAUCAGCAUUAUUCGCAACAAACUUAGCCAGCAACACAACCAAGUUCCUCAAAUAGAAUCAGGUAUUGGAAGUUUUGAAGAAGAAAGUGCAGCAUUAGAACAAGAUGGAGAAGAGGAAGGAGAUAAAUCUCCCCCUAAACUUGAACCAUCAGAUGCAUUACCUCUUCCUUCAAACUUGGAGACUAAUUCAGAACCACCAACCCUCAAACCAGUAGAACUCAAUCCAGAGCAGAGUAAGCUUUACAAAAGAGUAAAAUUUGAUAAUGAAUUAUAUAGCACUUCCAUUCAGAAAGAAAUAAAUGGACACACUCCAGAACACUUACUUGACAGUAAUCUCAAUGAGUCGACUGUUUCUGCUGUAGCUGAGUCAUCAACUGAUGUAAACAGACGUACAUCCAUUCUCUUCUGCAAAUCGAAAAGUAUAAGCCCCCAAAAGUCUGCAAAGAACACUGAAACCCAGCCAACUUCUCCACAGCUAGGGACCAAAACCUUUUUGUCUGUAGUCCUUCCAAGGUUGGAGACACUUCUGCACCCAAGGAAAAGAUCAAGGAGUGCAUGUGGAGAUUCUGAGGUUGAUGAUGAGUCCCCUGUAAAGCGCUUGGAUACAGGUCUGUCAAAUGGUUUUGGAGAUGGAAGUAAAGAGAGAGCAUUAGAUGAUACUCCUGGAAGAAAAGUUGAACCUCGUCGUCGCUGUGCAUCAGAAUCUAGUAUUUCAUCUAGUAACAGUCUUUUGUGUAACACAAGUUUCAGCCUACCGAAGUGUGGUAAAGGUAAACCUGCACUUACACGAAGGCAUACACUGGAAGACCGAAGUGAAUUAAUAUCAUGCAUUGAAAAUGGAAACUAUGCCAAAGCAGCAAGAAUUGCAGCUGAAGUUGGGCAUAGCAGUAUGUGGAUUUCAAGUGAUGCUGCAACAUCUGUUCUUGAGCCUCUCAAAGUAGUAUGGGCCAAAUGCAGUGGAUAUCCCUCUUACCCAGCUCUGAUUAUUGAUCCUAAGAUGCCUCGUGUUGCUGGCCAUCACAACGGUGUUACUAUACCAGUGCCACCUCUGGAUGUACUGAAAAUUGGAGAACAAAUGCAGACCAAAUCUGAUGAGAAACUGUUUUUAGUGCUAUUUUUUGACAAUAAAAGAAGUUGGCAGUGGCUUCCCAAAUCCAAAAUGGUUCCCCUUGGAAUAGAUGAGACCAUAGACAAGUUAAAAAUGAUGGAAGGACGUAACUCAAGCAUACGAAAGGCAGUAAGAAUUGCUUUUGAUCGUGCUAUGAAUCACCUGAGUCGAGUCCAUGGAGAACCAGUCAGUGACUUCAGUGAUAUUGACUAACAGAGAUUCUACCAAGGCGUGAAACAUACCACACAGACUUGAACUCUACUAAUGAACCUCUUUGUCUAAAAGAAUGUAUUGAAGUUACAACCCCUUAAUUGUUGGUUCAGUGGCUGAGUUCUGCAAACUUGAAGUAGUCGAAUAAAUCUCCUAAAUCACCAUUGCCAUAUUGAUUAAUGAUUUUACCAUGUUGUAGUUUGGAGGAUUUUCCACUAAACCUAUUAAAAUGUCUUGUUCAUAGUGUUCAUAAUUGUACAUAAAUGUAUAUUCAACACUUAACUUAUUCUGAUUUUAGAAGUAGCUCUUUAAUUCCUUUUUUAAUUUUACUGGGGAGGGAGCUGGUUUUUGUUUCUGUGCUUUUUACUUUUCUUUCUUUCUUUCUGAGGUUAAGUUACCUAAGCACCAUCUUCCAGCUGAAGGUGUUUAGUGAGUCUUCAAGCCUAAUAUCAAAAUGGCAUCAAAUAUAUGUUUGCCUAAAUCAUAUACAAUAUGGUGCUGCUUUGUAUCAUUUCUUCCUUGGUCUGUAGCUUCUGAAAAAGACUUCUGAAUGUUUGUGUAAAUCAUUGCUCUUUGCACAAAGUACCACAUAUUUAAGAUUGAUGUAAAUUUACAAUUACAAAUAUGUAUUUUAAGAAAGGAAGUUGCAUUAUUUUGGAGGGUACUUUGUGAGAAAGGCAUCAAAAAAUAUACUAUGUACAUCACUUGCAAAUCACCAAAAACACUCCAUUGUUGCCCAAAAUAACUUGAUUGUUUUUGUU
Messenger RNA from Neopsephotus bourkii (Bourke's parrot), 9918 nucleotides. RefSeq names its product bromodomain containing 1 (gene BRD1). Gene Ontology annotation, molecular function: protein binding. Gene Ontology annotation, biological process: regulation of transcription by RNA polymerase II. The record is from RefSeq and is a predicted model, not a curated record. The coding region runs from base 5600 to 9160 and encodes 1186 amino acids. NCBI's taxonomy places the organism in Eukaryota, Metazoa, Chordata, Aves, Psittaciformes, Psittacidae. Gene Ontology annotation, cellular component: MOZ/MORF histone acetyltransferase complex. The transcript has 13 exons.